AUGGCUUUCCCCUCAACAAAAUCAACUACAUUAUUCUUCUUCUUCAUUUUAACCAUCUUUUCAAUAGCCAAAUCCAGCGACCCAGAUCCAAUCGUGGACUUCUUCUCAUCCCCACUCGGCGCCAUCAUCAACGGCAGUUCCUUCACCUUCACAGGCCUUCGCUCAGCCUUCACUGACUUCCCUCCAAAUUUCAAACCCACAAAAGCCACCUUCUCCGAGUUCCCAGCCCUUCUCGGCCAGAGCGUCUCUAUGGCCAUACUCCAAUACCCUGCCGGCACCAUCAACCCGCCCCACACCCAUCCCCGCUCGGCCGAGCUCCUCCUCGUCGUCAGCGGCAGCCUCCAGGUCGGCUUCAUCGAUACCACCAACCAGUUCUUCAACCAGACCCUUCAGGUUGGGGACUUGUUUGUGUUCCCCAAAGGGUUGGUCCAUUUCCAGUUCAAUGCCGACCCUGGAAACUCCGCCACCGCCAUUGCUGCCUUCGCAAGUGCUAACCCUGGCACCGUGUCGUUGCCGCCAACGGUGUUUACCAGUGGGAUUAGUGAUGAAGUUCUUGCUGAGGCCUUCAAGACUGAUGUCGCUGUUAUUCGUAGUAUAAAGGUUGGCCUUACACCACCAAAGAGUUAG
Benincasa hispida (wax gourd) is the source of this 627-nucleotide messenger RNA. RefSeq names its product putative germin-like protein 9-2. Gene Ontology annotation, molecular function: manganese ion binding. Lineage: Eukaryota; Viridiplantae; Streptophyta; Magnoliopsida; Cucurbitales; Cucurbitaceae. The record is from RefSeq and is a predicted model, not a curated record.